AUGCAGAUUCCCGGGCUGGCAAAUGUCGACUUUGCUGAUGUAAGGGCUAUAAUGGUGAAUGCGGGUUCUUCAUUGAUGGGGAUAGGAACUGCAACUGGGAAGACAAGGGCAAGAGAUGCUGCUUUAAAUGCCAUUCAAUCAUCUUUAUUAGAUAUUGUUAUAGAGAGGGCUACUGGAAUUGUCUGGAACAUAACUGGUGGAACUGAUUUGACACACUAUGAGGUAAAUGCUGCAGCAGAGGUUAUAUAUGAUCUUGUUGAUCCAACAGCAAAUUUAAUAUUUGGAGCAGUGACAGAUCCAUCACUCAGUGGUCAAGUUAGCAUCACUCUAAUUGCUACUGGAUUCAAACGCCAAGAAGAAAGUGAUGGGAGGCCACUCCAGGCACAAGUAGAUAUUACCCUUGGAAUCAAUCGAAGACCUUCCUCCUUGUCAGAAGUCCAUGAUUCUUGUGGCUUUCACGAGAGAGAAGAAGAAAAUGUAACUGGUUCCUGUCUCUGUAAACCUGGAGAUGUGAAUCUUGAUGAAGAAUCUCAUCACAUAUCACCUGAGAAUGGCUACCAAACAAUCACUUGA
Rosa rugosa (rugosa rose) is the source of this 573-nucleotide messenger RNA. RefSeq names its product cell division protein FtsZ homolog 2-2, chloroplastic-like. Lineage: Eukaryota; Viridiplantae; Streptophyta; Magnoliopsida; Rosales; Rosaceae. Gene Ontology annotation, cellular component: chloroplast; cytoplasm. Bases 1 to 573 code for a protein of 190 amino acids. Gene Ontology annotation, molecular function: GTP binding; GTPase activity. The record is from RefSeq and is a predicted model, not a curated record. The transcript is spliced from 6 exons. Gene Ontology annotation, biological process: chloroplast fission.